Molecule: messenger RNA, 2755 nt
Organism: Pseudophryne corroboree (corroboree frog)
Lineage: Eukaryota; Metazoa; Chordata; Amphibia; Anura; Myobatrachidae
Product: piezo-type mechanosensitive ion channel component 1-like
Exons: 18
Cellular component (GO): membrane
Molecular function (GO): mechanosensitive monoatomic ion channel activity
Source: RefSeq, a predicted model, not a curated record
GUGAAAAGGAUGAGAAGAAGGGGUUAGCUAAAAAGAAGAGUCAUUGGAGUCGCCCGUGGUUAACUCAUGCUUCAGUGUUGCAUUCUGGAGAUUAUUAUUUGUUUGAGUCGGAUAGCGAGGAAGAUGAGGAGUCCACUUUGGAAGAUCAGAAACCACCCAAGCAGAGUGCCUUCCAGUUGGCGUAUCACGCCUGGGUCACUAAUGCCAAGUCAGCUCUGAAGGAGAGGAAGAGACAGCAGCAGCAGCAGCAGCGAAGGGUUGAAGCAGAAAAGAUGGGAGAAGAGAAGAAAGGAGCAGCUACACCAGGGGCGCAAGCGCUGACUGGCAGCCAGGAGAUAUCCGAAGACGCAGCUGAGGAAGAGGAGUUACUGGAGAGGGAACAAGGGAGAAGCAAUGUUGUGCAGCGCAUACUUGAUAUUUUGAAGUUCCUUUGGGUCCUCUUUCUUGCCAUGUUGGAUGGACUGAUAGACUGGCUGGGCGCUCUCACCAAGCAGUAUGUGGAUAUGUCCACCGUCUUGUGGGUUGAGCGAUACAUUUUAACGCAAAAACUAUCAAAGGGGGAGGAUGUGAGCCGAAAAGAUCCAGUUUCUCUCUAUGAGACUGGGCAGGACACAAGGGAACCUGACACUACCACCUUACCCUCACCACCAGCUUUGAGUAAGGGAGUUGACUCUCAGACCAGCAUGGGAUCCAGUGGAUGCGAGGUAGAAGAGGAGGGGCUCAGCAGUGCGCCAGAGUGUGCCGACAUAAUCACCCCGCUCAGCACUGGAUACAACACACGCUCUAACAGCAUGGAGCAGGUCUCCGGGGGCUGGGAGGAGACCGCCUCAGGGAAAGGCUCUCAGGAGAUACAGCCGACAAAGCGUUCUCGCACGGCUAGCGAGUUAUUACUCUGCAGGCCGCUCACCUUUCCUGAAGUGUCCGAGUCACAGCACUUCUUCAGGUCACAGAGCCGCCCGCUCAGGCUGCUGUUUGCGUUCUACCACUUGGUGGCCGCCCACUCUGAUUUGCUCUGUUACUUCAUCAUCAUCCUCAACAAUAUGGUGAGCGCCUCGCUCAUCUCGCUCUUCCUCCCCAUCCUCGUCUUCCUAUGGGCAAUGCUGUCUAUCCACCGGCCUAGCAAGCGCUUUUGGAUGACGGCCAUCAUUUUCACAGAGAUAAUGGUGGUGAUUAAAUACCUCUGUCAGUUUGGGUUCUUCCCGUGGAAUAGUGACACCGUACUUGUGCGCUACGAGGGGAAACCAUUCUUCCCUCCUCGCAUCCUCGGGCUGGAGAAGAGCGACUCCUAUAUCAAAUAUGAUCUGAUCCAGCUGCUGACACUCUUCUUCCACCGUUCUCUGCUCAUGAGCUAUGGACUGUGGGAUCGGAAGGAUAUGGACCCUGUACAGAAACCUCUGAAAGAAGAGAAGCAGAAUGAGCCUGAAAUCCUGUUAUCUGGAGAUGGAGACUCCAAGGGAAGCAGCAGCUCAUUGCGCCGCCGUAAGAGGGGGGCAUCUCAGACAAGCGAGACGGACAGCGUCCUAGAUGCAGGAAAGGAGAAGCCACGAGAUUCGGAGAAGAAGAAGAAGCAGCCUGCCGCAGUCAGGAUGAAGAUGAUUGGGAUGAAGAUUGAAUUUGUGUCUAUCCGCAUUGCACAGGGAGUGUACAAACCCGUCAGAGGAUUCUUCCAUGACAUCCUGCACACGCCGUACCGCGCAGCAACAGACGUCUACGCCCUGAUGUUCCUUGCCGAUGUGGUAGACUUCGUUAUCAUUGUCUUUGGGUUCUGGGCGUUUGGGAAACACUCAGCAGCUGCAGAUAUAACCUCAUCACUUUCCGACGACCAGGUGCCCGAGGCCUUCCUGGUGAUGCUCCUUAUCCAGUUCUCCACCAUGGUGAUCGAUCGUGCUCUGUACUUGCGGAAGACUGUGCUUGGGAAGAUGAUUUUCCAGGUGAUACUGGUCAUCGGCAUUCAUGUCUGGAUGUUCUUCAUUCUGCCAGCAGUGACCGAAAGGAUGUUCAGCCAGAACACUGUUGCUCAGCUAUGGUAUUUCGUAAAGUGCAUCUACUUUGCCCUGUCCGCCUACCAGAUCCGCUGUGGCUAUCCGACCCGCAUUCUGGGCAACUUCCUGACCAAGAAGUACAACCACGUCAACCUCUUCCUCUUCCAGGGCUUCCGUCUGGUGCCCUUCCUGGUGGAGCUGCGGGCCGUCAUGGACUGGGUGUGGACUGAUACCACCCUCUCUUUAUCCAACUGGAUGUGUGUAGAGGACAUUUACGCUAAUAUCUUUAUUAUUAAAUGUAGCCGGGAAACUGAAAAGAAAUACCCGCAGCCCAAAGGGCAGAAGAAGAAGAAGAUGGUGAAGUAUGGUAUGGGCGGCCUGAUCAUCGUCUUCCUGAUCUGCAUCAUCUGGUUCCCCCUGCUCUUCAUGUCUUUGGUGCGCUCCGUUGUGGGAGUGGUCAACCAUCCAAUUGAUGUGACUGUUACAGUAAAACUUGGAGGGUACGAGCCCCUGUUCACCAUGAGCGCUCAACAGCAAUCCAUACAGCCCUUCACCCUGCAGGAAUACGAGGAGCUCACCUAUGAGUUUGAGAGACAGCCGACUGCCAUGCAGUUCAUUACCCUGUACAGUUAUGAGGACAUUGUGACCGCGCGAAUAGAGGGGAACUCGGGCUCUGUGUGGGGGAUCAGUCCUCCGAGCCGUGAGCAGAUGAGGAAGGAGCUGCAGAAUGGAUCAUCGGAUAUCACGCUUCGUUUAACCUGGAACUUCCAGAG